Messenger RNA from Acipenser ruthenus (sterlet), 1404 nucleotides. RefSeq names its product complement C1q tumor necrosis factor-related protein 2-like. The transcript has 3 exons. Bases 282 to 1160 code for a protein of 292 amino acids. Gene Ontology annotation, molecular function: protein binding. Lineage: Eukaryota; Metazoa; Chordata; Actinopteri; Acipenseriformes; Acipenseridae. The record is from RefSeq and is a predicted model, not a curated record.
CAGGCGGUACAUAUCCCACAGCAAUAAUUUCCGAUCACAUUUUACAAGGAACAUAUUUAAACUAUUACAUAAUCUCGAAAGUAUGUCCUGGCAGCAAUGAUAGAAUGAAAAGAAGUUAAAACGCUGUGCAACGUUAUUGAAGAAGUCCAGACAAGCUCAUCGUUGCAGUGCAAGCUGCAUUUCCAGACGGACCGCAUGUGGACGGGGUAAACGGAUUUCAUUUGACGGAUCAUUGCUUGCCUGCAGCGGGGAAGACUGGGCAUUUUGUUCAUGGUGCCAGGAUGCUUUCUUUUAUCCUUCGUGUCUGCUUUGUAGCCUUUAUGGCCAAUCAGACUGUAAGCACUGGGGCCAAAAAAAGCAAGCUGCUCACCAUUAAUCCUGCGCAGCUGGUGUGCAGCAUGCCCGGUCCCCCGGGGCCCCCAGGCCUGCCAGGGGCCCGUGGGGCCUCAGGCUCCAUCGGGAGAAUGGGCUUCCCAGGGAAAGAUGGAAAGGACGGAAAGGAUGGGGACAAGGGGGAGAAAGGGGAACAAGGUGACCAAGGUAGACAGGGGAAUCCUGGAAAGGCUGGCUCUAAAGGCAAACAAGGUGUGAUCGGCAAGCACGGGCCCCGGGGAAAGAAGGGACCCAGAGGGGACCCUGGCCAGGCAGGGGCGCCUGGGUCGAAGGGCAAGGCAGGAGACACCGGUGAGGAUGGGCUACCUGGGGUCUGCAAAUGUGGCAUCAACUUGGCCAAAUGUGCCUUCUCCGUCGCGGCCACUAAGAGCUACCCGAAAGAGAGGCUGCCCAUCAAAUUCAACAAGGUCUUGAUGAACGAAGGUGGCCACUAUAAUGCCAGCAGCGGCAAGUUUGUAUGUGGCAUCCCUGGCAUUUAUUUCUUCACUUACGAUAUCACUCUGGCAAACAAGCACUUGGCAAUUGGGCUGGUGCACAACGGACAAUACAAGAUAAAGACCUUCGAUGCCAAUACUGGCAAUUACGAUGUAGCAUCGGGAUCUACUGUCCUGCGCCUGGCGCGGGGUGACGAGGUGUGGCUGCAGAUCUUCUACUCCGAGCAGAAUGGACUCUUCUAUGAUCCAUACCGGACUGACAGCUUGUUCACCGGGUUUCUGAUAUACCCGGACCAGGAUUUCUUCAACAAGGUAGAGGAGAACCUCAGCUGACUUCACUGGUCGGACUUAUGAAGUAAAAUGACAAGGCCAAAAGCUAAAUGUUUGGCUUCACAGAUUUUUUAUUUUUACUUUUCACUGGGAGAAUGCAUUGUCUCAUUUGAACCCUUCCAAAGGAUGACACCUAAAUAUCUGAAGCAGUAUCCCGUGCAGUUCUAUCCCUGCUCAGCUGUUGCAGAACAUUGUUUCUAGAACUCUGUGAAAUGUCCUACGAAAUAAAUUCAUUGAAGUACAUGUA